This is a messenger RNA of Oxyura jamaicensis (ruddy duck), 1107 nucleotides long. Its product is annotated as MAGUK p55 subfamily member 2-like. Bases 31 to 1107 code for a protein of 358 amino acids. Gene Ontology annotation, molecular function: protein binding. Gene Ontology annotation, cellular component: cell-cell junction; plasma membrane. NCBI's taxonomy places the organism in Eukaryota, Metazoa, Chordata, Aves, Anseriformes, Anatidae. The record is from RefSeq and is a predicted model, not a curated record. The transcript is spliced from 6 exons.
GCGCGCACACCUGCACGCACACACGUGUGCAUGCACAGCGUGGCGGGGAGGCGUGCGUGCAGGCGCGCGUGCACAAGCGUACCCUCGUGGCUUUGCACGUGCAGCCCAAAAGUUGAGGUUGCACACGUGCACGUGCGUGCGGGGCGCUGUGCACGAGCACGGCAUGCACAUAGGUGUGUGGGUGCGUGCGUGUGCGUGCACACCGGGCGCUGGUGGCAGCGGGGGUCCCUCGCCCCCCCCCCGCUGCAGGCCCACGAGCGGCUGGAGGAGACGAAGCUGGAGGCGGUGCGGGACAACAACGUGGAGCUGGUGCAGGACAUCCUGCGUGACAUCGGGCACCUGGCGCGCCAGGACAGCGCCGCGGCCGAGCUGGCACGCAUCCUGCGCGAGCCACACUUCCAGUCCCUGCUGGAGACCCACGACUCAGUGGCCUCCAAGAGCUACGAGACCCCCCCGCCCAGCCCCGUGCUGGAUCCGACCUUCAACAACCAGCCCGUGCCCCCCGACGCCGUGCGCAUGGUGGGCAUCCGCAAGGUGGCCGGGGAGAACCUGGGGGUGACGUUCCGGGUGGAGCGGGGGGAGCUGGUGAUCGCCCGCAUCCUGCACGGGGGCAUGGUGGCCCAGCAGGGCCUGCUGCACGUGGGGGACGUCAUCCGGGAGGUGAACGGGCGCGAGGUGGGCAGCGACCCGCGGGCGCUGCAGGACAGCCUGCGCCACGCCAGCGGCAGCGUCGUGCUCAAGAUCCUGCCCAGCUACCAGGAGCCGCACCCGCCCCGGCAGGUCUUCGUGAAGUGCCACUUCGACUACGACCCGGCCUCCGACAGCCUCAUCCCCUGCAAGGAGGCCGGGCUCCGCUUCGCCGCCGGGGACCUGCUGCAGAUCGUCAACCAGGAUGACCCCAACUGGUGGCAGGCGUGCCACGUGGAGGGGGGCAGCGCGGGGCUCGUCCCCAGCCAGCUGCUGGAGGAGAAGCGCAAAGCCUUCGUGAAGCGGGACAUGGAGGUGCCCCCCACGUCCGGGGCCCUGUGCGGCAGCCUCAGCGGGAGGAGGAAGAAGAGGAUGAUGUACCUGACCACCAAGAACGCCGGUGAGCGACGCCACCGGUGA